AUGGAGAGCGAGCCCAGUAUUUUUACAAAGUACCAGACAAAACCUCAGUUGUUUGGUGGCGAUGAAAAGGAAAAGGGUUCAUUUGAUUUUGGUGUUGGAAAGCUCAAGAAUGUCUUGGAGCAGUUUGAAGUGAAUAAGAAAAAAAUAAAGGACAAACAUGACAGUGAAGUUUUAAGCACCUUUAUUUCCAGUGUCAAAGAAAGCGUUCAGGGGUUGCAAACAUGCUUGGACAAGUUUGAAGAAAGUUUGGAUUCAAGAAAUAAAUCCAUUUUGGAUGGCUUGGAAGCCGUUUCUAAGACCUUGCAAGAGACUGUUCAAUCCCACUAUGAAUCAGUGCUGAAUGCUCUAACAGACAAAAGCCAAAUUGAGCAGAUAUUACUGGAGAUGGAGAGGAGACUUGCAGCUAAAGAUAUGGAGAUUUUAGAUGUGAAAUCCAACUUACAGUUACUGAAGGAGAGUCUGGAACUACUAACAUCUCAGCAGAAUAAGCAACAUCAGAAGCUAUGUGAACAGUUAAAUGACCUACCGUUCCCCAACAUCUUAGCUGAACUGCAGACAUUCAUUUCCACUUCCAGAUUUCCCAGUUGCAUAAAGGAUAACGCAUCCCAGACCUCUCCAGAUAUAUUACAGGACCUCUAUCUCAUCAGUCAGGAGAAAACGUGCUGUCAGUGCUAUCAGACCACGAGGGUUUGCAGAACAAGUUCCUUUCAGACUCAGCCACACUCCAUGACAAUGGCAAAUAGACAUGGAGAUUCCCAUAUGAAGAAUCACAUAGCUAAAGAUGAUACAAACAGGACUGAUUUAAACACAGUUGCUGGAAGGGAGGUUAAUCUCACCACUACAGCUUUACAAGGCAAAGAAAACAUGACUAUUCAAGAGAUGAAGUCUGCUUUAGAAAAGCAACUCUCUGCUAACAAUCCAUCUUGUGCCUGCUGCUCCAACACUGACGUUUCUUGGGAUAGUCAUGAGAAACAUCAGCUGCUUACUCAAGAAAUACCUCAAGCCACACCACUGAGGAUGGUAAUCGGGAAAGACUCUAAGGGAAUCAAAACUGUGACUCCUUCACAACAAAAUCAGAGCCAACUUUGCCAACCUCCUGUACAAAACAAUAUGGCUGGACAAAGAGACAUAGACUUUGCCACAGACAACAUGAUGCAUAUCACAGUUGUAGGAAACAGACUAAAAAAAGAAAAGUCCAGAAAACCCUGCCGGAGUAAAUUAACAGUGAGGAAAAGAAUGUACAUUGCUAAGAAAAAAGGAGACCUUUCCAAGUGUCCUGACAGUGGUCUGAAGAAAAAAAUGACCAGCAGUUGGAAGGAGUCGGAGGAUUCCAGAAAAAAUUACUCUCCCGUAGAUACAGUUACGCUUCAUUCAGAGAACUCUGGCCCAGGGUCUUCAGCUCCCAGCCACCAAAGGCUAAGCAGGGCCCAACACAGGAAGAAAGAAAACUCUUUGCCAGUGCUCCACUCCGAUGAAAACCUGGAGCGGCUUGCAGCCAAGAGAAAGGGAAUCUUGGAAAAUAAGAGGAGAGUGGAUAUUUGCAAUACCAAAGGGACUCUCUGUUUCUGGGAUUGCUCUCCCAGGGAGAGUGACAUCAAGGGUGAAAAACAGAUGAGCUGGUUCAGUCCCCCAAGCACCAUGGCUUCUAAUAAGUCGUGUCUGUCUUUCGCCCCUGCCCAGCAUAAGAAUACAACAUUUUGCUCCUUAGUUUUUGAUAGUGAUUAUUCUGAUUGACAUUUUCAGUUUGAUUUUCCCAAUGUAUAACAGAAGUGUGGCUGGUUCAAUCCGUUUUUUUCUUUAGGUCUGUUGGCUUUUUAAUUUCUCAAGUUUUGUCACUCUUUAAGAGGAUGCUUGCCUAAAUUUCCACUAGCGCGAACCCUGCUAGCAGGCUGCGGGGCACAGAAACACAGCUGAGUCUGUUGUUACUAUAUCUAGAAGUGGAAUCUAUUUAAAACUUUUAAAGACGUGUAAUAUAGUGUCUGUAGCCUAGGGGUUUAAUUCCAGUUUUUCGUUCUCUCUCUUUAGAGUGGUUCAGAUGGCUAAGGGACUGAAUCCUGGUCCCACUGAAACAAAUGGGGAUUCUUAUGAUUGACUUCACACAGUUAAGAUUAGCCCCAGGUCUUUUGCCCUAUUCUGGGUUAAUGUACCUUUUGUGUGGGGAAAAAAAAACCCUAAUAUCUUGUUGGGUUCACCAAAUACAGCAUUUCUUCUCCUUUCAGCUUCUUUCUCUGGUCACUUGCUUCAAUUUCAGUCUCAUUUUUUUUCUCAUCUGCAUCUCUUAGCUAAUCAAGAACUUCAUCUUAUGUGUUUCUAGUGUAUUAGGGCCUCAAAGAAAAGCCUAGAAAGGUGGCACCCAUAAAACAAAAUGCCAAGAAAGGCCAUUGGUUUUGUCUGUUUUCGUUUAAAAGACUUAAGUAUUUCUGAUUAACAGUGAUUCCAAAUUCAUAGGUUUUAAGGUCAGAAGGGACCAUUAGAGUCACCAGUUCUGAGCUCCAGCAUGACACAGGCCAUAGAAUUUCACCCGGGGAAUCCUGCCUCAAGCUCAUAGCUUGAUGGAACUACAGCAGCUCCUUUAGAAAGACAUCAAGCCUCUAGUUUAAGUUUUGAUCACUUCAAAUAAUUAUAUUUGGUUUGAUUUCAGAAUCAGGUUUGCUCUGACAAAUGAAACACUUACAUAGAAAAGAGAUCUGCUGUCACGAAUAUAAAUGGCCUCAUUUUGUCAUUCCAGAAUAAAAAGACCUUGUUUAUCUA
This is a messenger RNA of Trachemys scripta elegans, 2751 nucleotides long. RefSeq names its product interactor of HORMAD1 1 (gene IHO1). The transcript is spliced from 6 exons. Gene Ontology annotation, cellular component: condensed nuclear chromosome. The record is from RefSeq and is a predicted model, not a curated record. Gene Ontology annotation, biological process: DNA recombination; homologous chromosome pairing at meiosis; meiotic DNA double-strand break formation. NCBI's taxonomy places the organism in Eukaryota, Metazoa, Chordata, Testudines, Emydidae. The coding region runs from base 1 to 1734 and encodes 577 amino acids.